AUGCAGGAGCUCGCUCCCGGCCGGGGGUGGCGGGAGCCGGGGUGGGGUCCCGGACACCCCGCGGGGGCCACGGGAUCCCCGCUGGGGCCACACGGGAUCCCCGGCGGGGCGCGGGAGUCGCGGCGGGGCCACGGGAUGGACGGCGAGCCUCUGACUCGGCCGUCUCCUUCCUGCCCCGCCUGGCCCCGGGACCGGCGGCCCCCGGCCCCCAGCCCGGCCUGUCCCGGCCCCCCCCGGCCCCCCAGUCCGCCGGCGGCUCUUGCAUCAGCCCGGUGCGCAGGGCUGUGCCCCACUGAUAACGCCCGACACCGGGCGUCGGCCCCUGCCCCGCUCCACCCGGCUGCCCCCCGCUCUGCCCCACAGCGCCCCGGGCCGGGCUGCGGGACCGGGACCCGCGAGGUGCUGCGGCACCGGGCAGCGAGGUCACCGGGACCCCCCGGACGCAUCCCUGGGCCAGCCGCGCUGUGCGGGGCCCGCAGAGCCCCGCACGGAGCCCACGCUGCAGCCCCGGGCACGGCAGGAUGGAGCUCGGUGCGGGGCCCCUGUCCCGCACGGUGUGUGCGGGAUGGAGCCCCCACACCGCACAGCCAGCGCGGUCCCGUGGGGUCCCCACAUCCCCCGGCAGCCAGGGCACGGCUGGGGUCCCUCCUCAGUGGGUACAACCCCGUGGGGUCCCCCAUCAGUGGGUACAGCCCCGUGGGGUCCCCCCGCAGUGGGUACAACCCCGUGGGGUCCCCCCGCAGUGGGUACAGCCCCAUGGGGUCCCCCAUCAGUGGGUACAGCCCCGUGGGGUCCCCCCUCCGUGGGUACAGCCCCGUGGGGUCCCCCCGCAGUGGACCCCGCGAGGGCGGUGGGGGUGAUGCUCAGCCCCCCCAAAACGAGGAUCGAGGCAGGGCAAGGCAGGGGGUGCUGAUCUGA
This is a messenger RNA of Haemorhous mexicanus (house finch), 918 nucleotides long. RefSeq names its product skin secretory protein xP2-like. Bases 1 to 918 code for a protein of 305 amino acids. The record is from RefSeq and is a predicted model, not a curated record. The transcript is spliced from 2 exons. NCBI's taxonomy places the organism in Eukaryota, Metazoa, Chordata, Aves, Passeriformes, Fringillidae.